Porites evermanni is the source of this 6339-nucleotide messenger RNA. Lineage: Eukaryota; Metazoa; Cnidaria; Anthozoa; Scleractinia; Poritidae. The record is from the annotation of a GenBank genome assembly.
AACAAAGAAACAUGGCGAACUCCAGCACACCGAGAGAAGCAUUGGAGGAAAUGAUAGAACUGCUCCUGGGAAAUGGAGGAGAAUUAGAACUCGGGGGUCUAGUACUGCAACUCAGUUCACACAACCGUCGUUUGGUGUCAGAAUUCGGAGCACUGGAAUUCGUGAAACGCUUUCCGCAGCUUUUUAGUCAGGCUAAGAUAGGGAAGUCCAAAUCGAAAGUGAUGGUUAAGUUAGAUAUCCCACUAGAGUUUUGCACUCAAGCUGGAGAGAAGGGUGGGUGUGUUGCAAAAGGAUGUAGUGCUCUACAUUUAUGUCCUUUCUUUAUCAAGGAAACCUGCAAAUUCGGAUUUAAGUGCAAAAGAUCUCACAAUUAUGGUGACGAACAUACCGUUGGUGUUCUAAAUCACUUCCGCCUCGGUUUCUUAACUAGGGAUCCUUCACAUUCCCUUUUACAAAGGAUUUUCAAAAUGGUCGUUGAUGAAAGUGAACUACAACGAGCUGCUGCCAAAAAAUCUGUUCCAGAUAUUUGUAAAUUCUAUAACAAAGCGACCUGUAAAAAAGGGGACAAUUGUCCUUGCUUGCACGUGUGUGAACAUUUCAUUGAUGGAGAUUGUAAGUUUGGCGAAGGCUGUAAAAGGGAGCAUGAUUUCUCUGACCCUCACAACAAAAAAGUGCUGAAAGAAUAUGACUUGGGUGGAACCAGUGAGCUAAAAGUGCUUCAGCGCUUGAAAGGCAGGGAAAGAAAGCGUACAGUCAGUGGAAGCUCUGAUGUUGAAAAGCCUGAUAAAGUAUUUCCCAAAGCAGUAACUCCUGUUGUCCCAGUUCCCACUUCCAGAGCGAAGGAUGAAAAGGAAAAGGACACUGAAAUUUGUGGAUUUAAUCUGCGUGGCAAGUGUAACUAUGGCAACAACUGUAUCCAUCAUCACACAGAGCUACCUUACUUGUGGGAAUUUUCUGUACAUGGCGAAAAGUGGGAAAGCUUUUCAAGUGAUCUAAAUACAAUGCUAGAGCAAACCUACUGUGAUGUUAAAAAAGGCAGCUGUACAGUUAUGAUCAGAGGAAUUCUUCAUUGCGUUAAAUUUGAUGGUAUGACUGCUGAACCAGUUUUACCAGAUGAUGGUAAGUAUCUCCUCUUUGAAAGUUACAAAUCAGUGCCGGAUCCAGAUCUUGAGAUAAGGGGAGGGGGCCGGUCAUCCAGACCCGUGUAUAAGAGGGGGGACCGGUCUCCAAAAAAGUUUUUUCCGCCCUUUGGGCCUCAGUUUGCUCUAAAAAUAAGGAGGGCCUCCCCUGGAUCCGCCACUGCAAAUAGUGUCAUGCCUGAAUCCCAUGGGAGAAUGUACUACCAUAUAUGGGCUAUAUAGGUGUGUACCAUUGUUAAGGGUGUGGGAUAGGGUAUAGAAAUCAAUCUGUUUGAGCCUAGAAUACUCUAGGAUAUCAAUUUUCUGGAAAGCUGAUCAACAGUGGUUGAAGAUUUUUAUCAAGACUAGGAGAAACUGGGAAUUGGUACCAAAAAAUAAAAUCGGGAAGUUAAAAUUUAUCCAUGGCUGAGUAAGCUUUUGUUGUAGCUGGACUGUGCUGGUGACCUCAGUGGUUUCUGGAAAAUAGCAACUCUAGGGAUACUUUAACCAUUUGCAUGGAAAAACUAAAAAUUCAGGUUGGGAAGCUUCAGAAAACAUGGGCUGUGAUUUGCGGCAAUGCAAUUUUUCUUCCCUUUUCAAUGUGUUCAGCUGGAUAGAACUUUGUGGCAGGUUGUUCUCCCACCCAAUCACCUACCCCUUUUGAUGCCUGAUACCAUGUCAAAUUUUACAGUUUUACGUUUAUGCACAAGAUUUGCACCUGGGUGGUUGGUGUAAAUGGUAAGCACCCUAGGAUAAAGUAGUAGUGGGAGCAGUGGUGGUAGUAGUAGUAGCAGUAGCAGGAGCUGUGGUAGUAAAAGAAGUGGGGAAAUGUUAGUUACAAAAGUGAAAGCUUAGGGAAAGUUCAUUUAAUAUGACAAGAGGGGGGGGGAUGAAGAUAUUGAAACUCGAAGCUUGAAAUUUUAGCAGCCCCCCUCGCUAGCGGUUCAAUUUUUUAGGAGCCCCCUCCUUGGUAGUCGAAAAAAUUUCAGAGCCCCCCCCCCCCUCCUCCUUCAAUUCCUUUGCUCCCCUGAAAAAAGAUCGCUAGACUGUAUUAAAUAUAUUUACCGUUAUUGUCUUCAAUGGUUUAUACUAUGACAAACUUGAGAUACAGUUGUGAUACAAUUUUCUAAAGCAUUUUUGGGAUGAACAAGAGUGUAAUAAUUACUGAGACUACAUUUGUUAUAUCUGUAAACCACGUGAUAUAGCUGAGUUGCACAGGUCAUUAAAUUGUUGAGUUGAAAACCAUCCGAUCUGUAUGAUGAUGUCAUGUGUUGGUUUUGAAGUAUACAAAUUUUUGGAGCCCCCCCUCCUAGCGCAACAAUUUUUUCAGAGCCCCCCCUUCGGGUGUCUAAAAAUUUUCGGAGCCCCCCCUCAAUAUCUUCAUCCCCCCCCUUGUCAUAUUAAAUGAACUUUCCCUUAGAAGACCAGAUGUGAGUGAAAAAAGGGGGUUGACAGAAAAAUAAAUAGUGAAGAUGUAUUCCUUGCUCUAUCAGCUGUGAAUUACAAGUCUCCCAAGGUUCGACGACUGUCUACUGUGUCAUCAGUGGUUGCCGCAGCAGGCCAUGUGUACAGCACUAGGUGGCAUUGGUACUGGCAGGAUGAAAAUAACAAGUGGCAGUCGUAUGACACUCCAUCUGAUGGACAUGCAGUUAACACCACCAGCAGCCAAUGUCUUGAGAGAGAAUACACAGCAGGUAGGAAAUCACCCUCUCCUUUAUUACAGAUAGCUCUUUCUAAGACCAGUACUAUGCGUCCAGCGUAGAGAGAUGCCCAUCUUAUAGCAAGUGGAAUACAAAAGGAGUCAAGAAAGGUAGAGACAAGUUCUAAGGCGUCUUUUUUUAUUGAACUGUCCAUCCUUUAGAGGUGUCCUAUGUGAGAGAGUUGACCUAAAUCAAUCUGGUGAGGGACUUAAGCAGGCCAUGCUGUAGAUUAUGGCCAAAAUAUUAAGUUUACAUGCCAUUAAAACUGGCAUAAGCAAAAAUAACUUUCUAAAUUGUUUUCCUUGUAAAAGUUCCACAAUAUUAUUUAUGAAAAUCAAUUUGUCAUAUGUUUCUGGUUUUUUUUCUCCUUUUAAUCUCAUAUUGCAUCUUCUUUAAUACAUUUCUAGGAAUUAGAAACUCACCCAGUAAUUUUCAGCUUGGAAAUUAAACUCAUUAAGUAAGAUUAUAUGUCUGUCUGUCAUGGACCAAGGGGGUGGUCCUUGAUACCCCCCCUCCCCCCUCCAAAAAAAAUGGAUCUACCUUCAUCUUUAACUGGAAGCUAUAGAGACAAUUUCUUUUUUUUGAUCUGUGAUCUUCAUUUUAUUUCCCUUGAAGACAUGAUGUUAUUGACUUCAUCUCAUUUUUCUCCAGAUAAUGAUUGUCACUCCUUCAGUGCCUCUCAUCACCGUUACACUCUGUACUUCAAAGGAUGGUACCAACAAAAUGAUGUUCACAAAACAAAAAGGCCUGUUAGAAGGAGGCCUGCUGACUUUGUGACCAAACAGAAUAUGACAGACAUUGCUCAGAGGCAUGUGAAGCAUUAAUUUACCUUUAUUUGCUCUUUCCAUUUGCCAUAUUAUUGGUCACUUUUAGCCCUCAAGCAAGCUCUCUGGAACUCUCUGGUGGCGGAGCAGGAAAAAGAAGGAGAGCUUGGAACUAGGUCUCUUGAAUUUGAAUAUCUGCAUCAAAAGAGUCGAUGGAAAAUUAUGCUGAUUGGCAGAGAUGAUAUUAGUAAUAGCGUAAUUACCCUUAGCACGUGGUUUUCAAUGUUUGUUUACAUUUGCACUUGUUUCCGCUUCACACUGAUUGGUGAAAAUCUGACAGUUGAUGGUGAGCCACAGGGGAAUUGGAGGUGGAAUUCAAAUUCCAGAGACAUAGUUGCAAGCUCUCCCUCCUUUUCCCACCCCAUUGCCGUAUCACCCCGUAGAGCUUACUCGCAGGCUAGGUCACUUUUCCCGUCAUGACAUAAUAGGGUAGUAUGAGGGUGAUGGCACAAUGUAACCCAUAAACCCAUAACAGUAAAAAAUCAAAGUAAAAUAUAUGAGGAACUCUUGGACACAUUGUUUAGAAAACAGAGAUUUCAUGCAAUAAAAUUAAAUGACAAAUUGUAAGGAAAUGAGUAGAACGGCUGUAUAAUUUGUUUUCAAGGUUUUAAACGUUUCUCAACUGUUAAAACUACUUAUUUAGUAAUAAAUUAUUGUUAUAUCAGGCGUAGAGCAACUACUUUGGCCCAUCCGAAAACAAGUUCAUCGUCAUCCGAGCUAGAUGGUUUGCCAUCUCACUGGAGUCCUAUUUCGGACGGUGAAGACUUCCAAUGUGUUAAACUUGAAACCAUAUCUGAUGAAUACAAGAGGACAGAAAAGAAAUUUCAGGAUACCAUGGAUGUACAUCACAUGAUUAUCAAGAUAGAGCGAGUGCAAAACCCAGAUUUAUGGAUAAGAUACAAUCAGUAUGUUCUUUGUGUUUUAAUUCCCUUUUAAAAAUCGCUAAUGCUAAACCAGCUAUCAUGAGAAAGGUCGUCAAGGCACUUGCUAUUUCAAAUAAAUUACGUUAAAUGUUAUUAUAUUGUUUUUUGGAAAGAGCUUCUAGGAGAUGCUGCAGGACAGAAAUCAAAAAGAGAUCGAAGCGUACUUGAUUGUGAAAACGCUUCAGUAUCUUCGAUGAGCUUUUCGCUGGCAAGAGCUGGAGCUACAAAUGCAUUGUCCACUGCUGAAUUGACAUAGUGGAAAGAGCUACGUUUUUCGCAAAUUGCCAACUCCAAAACGUUGGAGAAAAAGAGUCUUCGAAACUAGACGCAGGCUGUGAAUGUGUUAUCCAGAGUUGGCUAUUGUUUUCCAAAUAGCUUUGUUGUAUUCCCAUAAGCUUAUGGACAGCUAUUUCAUUUUCGAACACAGGGUCUUCCAGUCGAAAGCCAACGGACUUGUGCAAGUCAAGAUUGCCAACAUAAUAUGCCAUUUGAGGGAAUCUUCAGAGAGAGUGAGAUCUGAUACAAAUCCCAAGAAAGUGGCUCAGGCAUGAUGCGGUUGGGUUUUGGGUUGGGAACCUUCUGCCCAACUUUCAAGUCUUUAGUAGCUUAAGCGCCUCUUAUUAGUAACGUGCGCCCACUCCAAGCAGAGUAUACUUUUUCCUUCUUCUUGAUCUACGCCCAAAGCAAGCAAGCGAAAGAAAGGCUCUGCUGAUAGGAUAGUCAACUGUGGUUCAAAAUUGUUUCUUUCUUGUUUUACUUUUCAGGGAAAAAAGCCGCAUGGCCAAAAAGGCUGGCAGCGAUCCCGAAGAACGGCAGCUGUUCCAUGGAACUAAAUCCGAGACUGCUGACGCCAUCUGCCAGCAGGGCUUUGACUGGCGAAUGUGCGGCAAGCACGGCACAAAGUAUGGAAAGGGAAGUUAUUUCGCUUGUAAGGCCAACUACUCACACCGCUUCACUGCCAGUCAGUUAAGGGGUAAAAAACAAAUGUUUUUGGCUAAGGUAUUGGUAGGUUCCUACACUAAUGNCGGUUGGGUUUUGGGUUGGGAACCUUCUGCCCAACUUUCAAGUCUUUAGUAGCUUAAGCGCCUCUUAUUAGUAACGUGCGCCCACUCCAAGCAGAGUAUACUUUUUCCUUCUUCUUGAUCUACGCCCAAAGCAAGCAAGCGAAAGAAAGGCUCUGCUGAUAGGAUAGUCAACUGUGGUUCAAAAUUGUUUCUUUCUUGUUUUACUUUUCAGGGAAAAAAGCCGCAUGGCCAAAAAGGCUGGCAGCGAUCCCGAAGAACGGCAGCUGUUCCAUGGAACUAAAUCCGAGACUGCUGACGCCAUCUGCCAGCAGGGCUUUGACUGGCGAAUGUGCGGCAAGCACGGCACAAAGUAUGGAAAGGGAAGUUAUUUCGCUUGUAAGGCCAACUACUCACACCGCUUCACUGCCAGUCAGUUAAGGGGUAAAAAACAAAUGUUUUUGGCUAAGGUAUUGGUAGGUUCCUACACUAAUGGUGACAGUUCACUGAAUCGGCCACCACCCAAGAACCCCUUUAGCCCUCAUGUUCUGUUUGACUCGUGCUGUGAUAAUAUGAGCAACCCUGCCUUGUUUGUCGUCUUUGAAAACAGUCAGUCGUACCCAGAAUUUUUGAUCACUUACAUGUAAUCAGUCCGACAGAGAUUGCCAUGAGAUCGACGGUCAGCUCAUUGCCUGCUGGAAAUAUUUCUUUGUAUUUUAAACUUUGGGUGAAACGUUUGAGUGUACGAAUUAUUUUUGUAACAAGGUUUCUGU